This is a messenger RNA of Apis cerana (Asiatic honeybee), 911 nucleotides long. RefSeq lists its product as uncharacterized. Lineage: Eukaryota; Metazoa; Arthropoda; Insecta; Hymenoptera; Apidae. The record is from RefSeq and is a predicted model, not a curated record.
AAUCAUAAACAUUUUGAUAUUAAUCCUAAAAUGGCACACUAUAUUUUUCUAAAUUUUUUAUAUUUUAAACUUAUUUGAAUGAUAUUUUUUUUUUCACAUUAUAUGUUACUAUCCAAUGUUUGAAACAUCGUAAAAAUUUAAUCAUAUUUCUCAGUAUGUGUUACUUAACUAUUCUACAGCCAUCUGUAUAGAAUUUAUAAGAAUUUCAAACACAUAUGCAAUGAGAACACGUUCAAAAGAUAUACGAUGACAAAUGAAAAAUAAACAAUCAUUGUAUAUGUUCAUAUAAUAUCCAAAUUGACAUAUUUUUGUCAUUGAAAUUUUAUAACAGAAAGGAAAGAAUGGUAGGCAAUUUAAGGGUACCAUUAUGUUUUUUAACGCGCCGCCCAUACAGCUGGGAUACUGCCCCAAAGUUUGACUUAUUUACUUGCGAAAAGAUCAAGAAAAAUUAUUCGAUAAUACCAUUGCUGGUACUGAAAGCAUGCGUGCUUUUAGCUAUUCCUACCUUCUGCUUUCAUAGAUUUUUUUUCACCAAAAUUGAAGUUCAGAUACGCGGUCAUCGUCGUUUCGAGAUAACGUCUCCACCAGGAUUUUUCGAUCUACGAAAUCCUCGAAUCCUCAAGAUAUGGAAGCUACGCAAAUUGAAACCCGCCAUACAAUUGGAUAAUCGUUAUCGGUUGAUGAGGAAAGAGCCAAUGCUGGACGCCGAUGGAAAGGAGACCGAUGACAUAGGGCCUGACGACACUGCACCUCCUACUCUGGCAGAGGGAUACGCUAUAAUGGAGGAAAAGGGGUGGGAUUACUUUUCACCGGAGAAGUUACUCAAUAUCUAAAUAUUUCCUAUGAAAUUAAAUUAUCGAAUUAUUCCUGAAUUAUUUUGGAUAAUUAUAAUAAAUGAUUUUUCUUUCCAA